This is a messenger RNA of Pelobates cultripes (western spadefoot toad), 285 nucleotides long. The record is from the annotation of a GenBank genome assembly. Lineage: Eukaryota; Metazoa; Chordata; Amphibia; Anura; Pelobatidae.
AUGGACUUUGUCCCCGUCAGCAUGGCACGCUUUGGGGAUGAAGUACCGGCCCGUGGCGGAGGUGGCGCAGGACGCGGAAGCCGGCAGGGCGGGCCCCCAGGGGCCCAGCGGAUCUACAAACAGUCAAUGGCACAGAGGGCCCGCACCAUGGCACUAUACAACCCUAUCCCUGUGCGGCAGAACUGCUUUACUGUCAAUCGUUCACUCUUCCUCUUCAGCGAAGACAACGUGGUGAGGAAAUACGCCAAAAAAAUCACCGAAUGGCCAUAUCCUUUUACUGUGUAG